Molecule: messenger RNA, 1073 nt
Organism: Neolamprologus brichardi
Lineage: Eukaryota; Metazoa; Chordata; Actinopteri; Cichliformes; Cichlidae
Source: RefSeq, a predicted model, not a curated record
AUGGCAACUGACAACAUUGACCUAGCUAGUGUUAGCGAUUACAACUAAUGUACAACGUAAUUAGUUGAGGGUUUUUUUUUAUUAAUAUUUGUGUGAUACUGCUCCAUAUUUGUCGGCUAUUUAAGGUGUUUCUAUAACACAUGCUCCUCUAUAACACUGCUGACCGGCUGGUUUUCUGACGCACAAACUUUUUCUGCUAACUAGCUAGAGUUAGCUAGGUAAUAAAAGUACGACAGUUACCUUAACAUGUGCUCCACUGGCAGUACAGAGGAUGUUUUGCAGCAGAUGAGCAAACUGUGGUCCAUGCUGGAUGAUCUCUCUGAAAAUGACCCAGCAGCCUACCGUACGCUUAUAGAGAAACAGAUGAAGGAAGGAGCUGAAUUCAGAGCGCCGCCCGAGCUGGACACCUGCCUCUGCACUGAAAUACUGAAACCAAAGAAAGGCCUGCUGUACAUCAACAUAUGCGGCUGGAAACGUGUGCCUGCGCCUCAGGAUUCUAGCAGGCCUUUACCAGUGUACACUGGAAAACUGGAAACAGGCACAAAUGAAGAUCAAGGCUGGUAUACUGUGCUGGAUGUGGCAUUAAAUCCUGUGUUGCUGCAGGAAAGUAGGGAGAACAAAGCAGAGAUUAACCAGGUCUAUAUGCUGGCCCUGAGCUUUGCCCAGAAGCAGCUUGGGAUGACGUUAUCGCAGGAGUACAGAGUUGUCAACAGUAGCCCAAAUAGUAGCCCAGAUGAGUUGCACCGCCGGCUUGGAUUUCAGAAGUUGUCCAGUGCCCCCAAACAACCCAACACAGGUAAUCUGAGCAUGUCCAAGGAUGACGUCUUACUGGAGGUGGAGGAUCUUUACUAUUUGCUUGUGGACUUCCCAAAAACUGUAAACGAAGACACCGCGUCGGCCAUCUUUAAUAAGAAGAAACGAAGACUUACAUUGAAAGUGAAUGUCUUGUGAUCAUUUUCCUUAAUUAAGAAACAAAUGCGCAGUGUUUGUUAAGCUAGCUAAACACUGGCAUUGAAAAUGCCUCAAACAAAAACAACAAAACUCCUGUUAUGCAAUGUACAAAUAAAAAAAAA